Messenger RNA from Sclerotinia trifoliorum, 4192 nucleotides. NCBI's taxonomy places the organism in Eukaryota, Fungi, Ascomycota, Leotiomycetes, Helotiales, Sclerotiniaceae. The record is from the annotation of a GenBank genome assembly.
AUCUUUCGUGCAUUGUUAUUUCAUGCAGUCAGCCUUCCCCUAGUUCAUUCCCCAGGUCCCACUCUCUCAACUCUUUAGAGCGGGAUAAAUCCUUAAUCCCUAAGACGCCAAACCUUGUCAUUAUCAAUAACAGACUGGUGGUCUCCUAUCUACCGGUACCGACUCAUGUCUACCGGUCUGCGAGCCAUUUAUUAGUAUUGAAGAAAGAAAACUUACUGGAAACAAAACUUCCCGCAUUUCCUAAUAUAGUAGCAUACGUAGGUAUUAGGUAUCUAUCCUGACUCGGAACUGCAUCUGGAACAAUUUUACAGACAUUAGAUUAUCAAACGCUUGACCCUCUUUAUUUUGUUAUCGAGAAAGCUUGAGUAGCACGGGCAGCUUUGGUCCCUUUCGCAUCAUCUUUUACCUUUUUCACCUGCAUCCAUUUGUUGGCAGCACAUGCGACUAACAUAGCCUGAUUUCUCAAAUUACUAAUUAACUCUGUCAUUUCUUCAUUCGGAUCAUGUCGAAGUUCGGCACAACUUGAGCUGCAAGAACAGGUUUGACGACUUACUUCCCUGCGGACUUUGCGGAAUAUCCACUGGUUCCGCCCUAUCAAACACGGACAGAGGCCCGAACCGUUGUGUUGAGAAUCGAAACACUCUUUCAACGUGAAAUGUCAUCAGCCUCCAAUACACAUCCCGAGGAGUUUUUCAACGAUCUUUCACAACCAACAGGCAACGGAAGACCAAACAGCCUUCUGAGGGGCACGGGUGACAUGGCAGGAAGAAUUGACGGAAAUGAAGGGGAUUCGGUGAUUCAAAGGCCAAAGAAAAUCGCAUGCAUUAUAUGCCGAAAAAGAAAACUUAAAUGUGAUGGCUCGAAGCCAAGCUGUUCAACAUGUACGAGAUUGGGACAUGAUUGUGCUUAUGAUCCGGUGCGGAGAAAGUCUGGCCCAAAACGUGGCUACGUGAAAGCAUUGGAGGAGCGAUUAAGUAAGUCUUUAGGCAUCUAGGUCCGGGGUGUCUAGAACGUGUGAUGCAUACAGUAUCUCUUGGAGCUACGCUAACUUUCCAUGCUAUCAGAACAAGUCGAGACCAUGCUCAAAUCACAAGAACCUAAUACUACGAAUUGCAGCCAAGGCACAAGCAAUGCUAGCGGGGAAAGCUUACGGACCGUCCCGGUCGCAGAAUUCAACGCUUCUGGCCCGUCUGUCAGAGCAGAUGGUGAACGGUGGCGCUAUGAAAGUGAUUCUGAACCACCGCUGAGUGGAAUGGGAUUCGCGGAUACUGUGGAUGUUGGAAUGGGGUCAGAGGAUUUUCCGUGGGAAAUGAUUGGGCUUGGAAUUGAGGAGCCGUUACCCCUCCAAAAUGCAGUGGAUGAGUUGUAUGUUUGUCUAGAGGUCAUCUUACACAUGAGCUUAUAUUGUUCAGGCACCAAAUCUACUUCGAUAAUGUUCACCGUUGCAUUCCAAUAAUUCACAGGUACCGGUACCUUGCUGCAAUGAAUCUGUGAGCAAUCCUCGCCUCAAGGCCUAGUUGUAUGUCGAUCUAACAAUUGUUCCAUAGUCCACCAAAUCAACGACCCCCCGUUUCAUUGCGAUAUGCAAUGUGGACGCUUGCAGCUUCUAUUUCCGAGAAAUACGGUGAUCUCAAGGAUCACUUCUACCAGCGCGCUCGAAAAUAUCUCGAGAUAGAUGCACUAAAAGGAUUUGGAGAAAGCAUAAUUUCUGUCUCACAUGCACAAGCAUACAUUCUCAUAGCUUCUUACGAGUUCAAAAUGAUGUAUCUCCCUCGAGCUUGGAUGAGCACUGGAUCUGCCAUCAGACUAUGUCAAAUGUUAGUGAUUCCUCCGUGUGAGAGGCUGCCCGCUAAUCAGCCUAAAGGAUGGGUUUACAUAGACUUGAUAAGCCAGGUCUAGAGGUAAAACAAUGUCUUCAACCACCACGUGAUUGGACAGAGAAGGAGGAGAGGCGGAGAACUUUCUGGAUGGCCUUUUGUGAAGAUCGAUACGCUAGUAUCGGAACUGGCUGGCCUAUGGUGAUUGAUGAAAAUGACAUUGCAUCAGACCUACCAUCCUCUGACGAGGCUUUCGAGAUGAGCAGACCAGAACCCUCUCAAACUCUUACGGAAGCAAUGAGUCCUCAAGGCGCUUCUAAGCUAUCGCCUUUCGCUGGGAUUGUAUUGAUGGCUUCACUCUUCGGUCGAAACAUCUUACAUCUACAUCGUUCCGAUGUGGAUGAUCGGGACAAUGACUUGAAUGGAGAGUUCUGGAAGCGACACCGGAGUAUGGAUAAUAUUCUCUUGAACACUUCGCUCUGUUUACCUUUCCACCUUAGACUACCUCACGGAAUGGCCAAUCCUAAUAUUGUGUUUUUGAACAUGAGUAUUCAUGCUUCUGUUAUCUGCCUACAUCAAGCGGCAAUAUUCAAGGCUGAAAAACAUCGGUUACCUGAUUCUGUCGUCCUUGAGAGCAAAGCCAGAGCCAUUAACGCGGCAAACGAGAUUACAAAUACCAUGCGUACGAUCUCGCAUAUGGAUUUAUCAACUGUAGGUAGACCACACAAAGAUACAUCCAAUUCGGCUAACACAUUGAUAGAUGAAUCCAUUCCUGUCCUUCUGUCUCGUGGUGGCAGCACGUGUUUUCGUUCAGUACCUGGCGGAUGUACCAAAAGAUGCACAGGUUCUUGACUCUCUAAGGUUUCUCCUAUAUGCCAUGAAUGCUUUUAAGAAAAAGAGUCCUUUGACCGAGUCUUUUCUAGUACAAAUAGACGUUGAUUUAGAGAGCAGGGGUAUGCGCCACAACAAGAAGUUUAAAGAUGCUCCUUGGAACGAGGAUUUGGUACGUUAAUUGAUUGUCUUUUGUCAUUCGUAAAGCUAAUGUACAUAGAUGGGAUCUAGAGAGAUUGUGGUCAGAGCUUGUCCAACUCCCGGAGGUGGAAAGUUUCCCCCUGGGUGUAACUUUAUGAUGCGGAUCCCAAAGGAUGGAGGUGGGAAUGCGUCCCAAGUGGAAAUCGAUAGUCAGACUGGUUCCCAAGAAGGAUUGGGCAGUAUUCGGGCCGACGCCGAACAAGCAGGUGGGAGAACAACGUCAAGCUCUGGAAGGACUCCGCUCCCACAUAAUUUCGACAUUGAAAAAAACAACUGGCGUCCGUCAAACGAACACGCACGAGCUCGAGAUUUAGGACGAGGCGUAUCUACUGGCCAAAACAGAGAUCCGAACAGUAAUCCCAACAGCAUUGGAAACGUCAGUGCUACCACAGAAACCAGUAUAUCACCCAACGCCUACAAUGCCUCUAACCAUUCGACGCCAAACUCCUCAUCUGGUUCUAAAUCAUCUACUCUUCCAUAUGCUCAAAAUGGCACCAAUAGUAGUCCAGCCCCAAAUUCAAAUGGUAGCAUGAACGCUUUUUUCUCGACUAAUCCUAGUUAUAAUAAUACCCCAGUGGGGACAGCUAUGACACCAAAUACGUUUAGUAUGCCGGAGAAUCAAGGGAGAACAUAUACGAUGCCGGGAUGGACAGGUCCACAGGCAACGACGGGGACGGGGUUGACGCCAGUAGGAGAGGGGCUUUUUAGACAUAUGAUGGGUUUGGGACCUGCUGGAGACCUUGAUUCGAUGGAUAUCUGGGAGGGGGCAUAGUUAAGUUAGGAUUUGGUUCAUGGUUAAGCGAUGGGUUUUGGAGUAAAAACCUGGUGUUGGGGGUACUUUUGACUAUUUGGUCGGUUGGUUGGUUGGUUGGGAUAUACUACGAUAUGAUAUGGUGUGAUGUGAUAUGAUGUGAUAUAUUACUUUGAUCGCACGCGGAUACAAAUAUGAUACAAUACAGGAGGAAAUUUUCCGGAAAGGGAAAGAAACACCACUCUCGGUUUAUAUAUUCGCUUUAGCGUCGGUGUUGGAAUCAUGUUUGGGAAUUUUGGAGAUGGAGAUGCGCGGAAAAUGAAUGGAUUUAUUUGUGUAUGAUGUUAUAUUAAAUUGUCGGUCGAGGUAGAAUGAUUUUGGGUUUUGGGUUUGGAGUCUGGGUUUGGGUUUAAAGGGAGGUGUGAUGCGGUUCUUGGUUAGAGGCUGGAUUUAUAUAUGUAUGUAUGUAUGUAAACUGUAUAUUAGAUGAUUGAUUGAUUGGUUCUGGUGGUUGUGAUGGUUGGUGGUUGGGAUGUGUAGAUUUAUACUAUAGUAUUUUGGUUCGAAAUUUUAGAAGGUUUUGGAACCUUUU